AUGGCGGACCCAAAUGCUAGAAGGAUAUCGCCCUCGCCGGGGCCUGCGCGAAGGCCUCGCGCUCCGACCAUCACCAUCGAUACAUCGGCGGUCCGGAAGUCGUCGGAUAACACCAGCAUGGAUCAAAGACCAGAGCAUGAAUUGGAUCAACUUUCAGAUGACGGACGGGAGUCGAGGCCGACCAGUCCACACAAUGUUUCCUCGCCGUCACAGUGGAACAACCCACACACUUUCCUAUCAGUCCCUACUCAACAACCUAGGAGUCGAGGACAAAGCUUCGAUACAGACGCAACGCAGGAGUCAAGCACGUCAGCCUCGGAUUUCACAUACGUCAACACGUCCACGCCUCUAUCGAAUGGCUCACCGAAAGGUGGUGACGAAGAGAUACAGUCCGGUGCCGGAGGGCACCCUGUCUUACCUGACGACGAAGCUUUACAACCGGACAAAGGCACCGAGGAAGACUUUCAGCGCGAGAAUAAUCCUUUCGCUUUCACACCUGGCCAGAUGAGCAAACUCAUCAAUCCGAAAAGUUUGGGGGCUUUUCAUGCAGUCGGUGGGUUAGCUGGGCUGGAGAAGGGACUACGAUCAGACCGGAACUCCGGUCUGAGCGCAGAUGAGGCACACCUUGACGGGCGGGUGACGUUUCAGGAAGCAACUGCGUCUUCGAGCCCAUCGUCAGAGGCCACAGCGGUGGAUGCUCCCGAGGCUCCACCAGUCGCCAGCGAAAAGGUCGGCCAGGGCAACUUCGAAGAUCGGAAGCGAGUAUUUGGUGACAACCGAUUACCCGAAAAGAAGCCAAAGAGCAUUUUCCAGCUCAUGUGGCUUGCUUACAACGACAAGGUGCUGAUUGUGUUGACUGUGGCAGCUGUCAUUGCUUUGGCACUCGGUUUAUACCAAGCAUUGACCUCCGGCGGCGUCGAAUGGAUUGAGGGUGUGGCAAUCAUUGUCGCCAUCGUGGUGGUCGUGGUUGUCGGUGCGCUCAACGAUUGGCAAAAGGAACGGCAAUUUGCAAAACUCAAUGCGAAGAAAGAAAGCCGCAAUGUGAAGGUCAUCCGGUCAGGGCGGACUCAGGAAAUCAACGUGCACGAUGUCUUGGUCGGCGAUGUUCUUAUGGUCGAGCCUGGUGACAUUCUACCCGUGGACGGCAUCUACAUCACUGGCCAUGGCGUGAAGUGCGACGAGUCGAGUGCGACAGGAGAGUCGGACAUUAUGAAGAAAGUGCCCGCAGAGGAAGUCUACCGUGCGAUGAAUGCUGGCGAGUCACUCAAAAAGAUGGAUCCAUUCAUGAUCUCUGGCGGCAAGGUCACCGAAGGCUUCGGUCGCAUGCUCGUCACAAGCACUGGUGUUCACUCCUCAUACGGCAAGACUAUGCUGUCCCUUCAAGAGAGCAAUGACGCGACACCACUGCAAAGCAAGCUCAACGAUCUCGCGGAGUACAUUGCCAAGAUUGGCAGUGCGGCGGCCUUGCUUUUGUUCGUGAUAUUGUUCAUCAAGUUCCUGGCGCAGCUUCGGCACAACACUGGCACACCGGCUCAGAAGGGCCAGGAAUUCAUGACUAUUCUGAUCACUGCAGUCACGAUUGUCGUGGUCGCUGUGCCGGAGGGCCUACCCCUUGCUGUUACGCUGGCCCUGGCGUAUGCAACGAAGCAGAUGCUGAAGGAUCGAAAUCUGGUCCGCGUACUGCGAUCGUGCGAGACUAUGGGAAACGCGACCACUGUCUGCUCUGACAAGACGGGCACGCUUACACAGAAUGUUAUGACUGUUGUUACUGGCUCCGUCGGCACAUCUAACAGGUUCAGCAGCAGAGCGGGCGGCAACAACGAUCAGGCUCAGCGUGAGGUAGAUGGUGUCAGCACUGUAGAAUUCAUCGGAUCACUCUCGAAGAGUGCCAAAAACCUCUGGAAAGAUAGUAUCGCAAUCAACUCCACGGCUUUCGAAAGUGACGACGGCGGUAAGAUGACCUUUGUCGGCUCGAAGACGGAGACUGCUCUACUCGACUUUGCGCGCGAGCACCUGGGCAUGGACACGGUCAAUCUUGAACGCAGCAAUGCCAAAAUCGUGCAGAUGAUACCUUUCGAUUCCGGGCGGAAGUGCAUGGCAAUGGUUAUCAAGCUGAAGGAGAAGGACGGCUACCGCCUGCUCGUCAAGGGCGCCAGUGAGAUCAUGCUGCGCUACUGCUCGACCAUCAUCAAAAAUCCGACGCAGGGCAUUGAAAGCACGACCAUGACGGCUGAUAACAAGAAGACGCUUCAGGGUCUCAUCGAUGCCUACGCUGAUAGGUCGCUGCGCACGAUUGGCUUCAUCUAUCGCGACUUCGAGGCGUGGCCGCCUAAGGGGGCACGACGACAAGAAGAUGACAAAAGCCAAGCUGUAUUCGAGGAUGUUUGCAAGAACAUGACCUUCCUAGCCGUCGUCGGUAUCCAGGACCCGCUGCGUCCUGGUGUGCCGGAGGCUGUGAAAGACUGCAUCAUGGCUGGUGUAUUCCCUCGCAUGGUCACUGGCGACAACAUAUUGACCGCCAAGGCGAUCGCGCGCGAGUGUGGCAUCUUCACAGCUGGCGGCGUGGCGCUCGAAGGUCCGGACUUCCGCAAGAUGAGCACCGCUGAACAGCGUGCCGUCAUCCCGAAGCUUCAGGUGCUUGCGCGAUCUUCACCAGAAGACAAGCGCACGCUCGUGAAGCGACUGAAGGAGAUGGGCGAGACUGUCGCCGUGACCGGUGACGGAACCAACGACGCACCGGCGCUCAAGGCUGCCGACGUGGGUUUCUCCAUGAACAUCUCCGGUACGGAGGUUGCGAAGGAGGCCUCCGACAUCAUCCUCAUGGACGACAACUUCGCUUCUAUUGUCCUGGCUCUCAUGUGGGGUCGUGCGGUUAACGAUGCGGUCAGGAAGUUCCUUCAGUUUCAGAUCACCGUCAACAUCACAGCCGUGCUUCUCGCCUUCAUCUCCGCCGUUUCGAGCGAUCGUGAGGAAUCUGUGCUCACCGCGGUGCAGCUGCUCUGGGUCAACUUGAUCAUGGACACCAUGGCCGCAUUGGCGCUGGCCACUGAUCCCCCGUCUCGCAAGAUCCUUGAGCGCAAGCCCGAUCCAAAGUCUGCACCGCUAAUUUCGGUUACGAUGUGGAAGAUGAUCAUCGGCCAAGCGAUCUACCAGCUCGUCGUUACACUGGUACUGUACUUCGCUGGUAACAGCAUCUUCGGCUACGAUACGCAGUACGAGCAGAAUCAGAAACAGACUCUCGUAUUUAACACUUUCGUCUGGAUGCAGAUCUUCAACGCUCUCAACAACCGACGCCUCGACAACAGAUUCAAUGUUUUCGAGGGCAUCUUCAAGAACUAUUUCUUCUGUGGCAUCUUCCUGGUCAUGAUCGGUGGACAGGUCCUAAUCGUCAUGGUUGGCGGUUGGGCGGCUUUCCAAGCGGAGCACCAGACUGGUACACAAUGGGGCGUAGCGCUGGUCCUCGGCGCUCUUUCUCUGCCAGUCGGUGUUAUCGUACGCCUUGUUCCGGACGAGCUCGCUGUUAGGAUCAUUCCGCGCGGUAUCCGUGAGUGGGCGGGCAGGAGGAAGGACAAGGGUGUUAACCCCGACGAAGAGAGUCCUUUCGAGUUCAACCAGGCACUGUACAACAUCCGCGACGAGUUGGCAUUCCUCAAGAAGUACAAGGGCGGCCGUCUCAGGCAGCUCAAGUUCGCAGUGCAACAUCCACGGGAGACCUUCUUGCACAGCAGAAGUCCGAGCCGUAGUAGGGCAAGCUCCAGUUUGCCGCGGACGCCGAACAAUGAGGUGGAGAACGAAGACAACGGCCAAGCGUCUCAGCCUCAUACGCCCGAGCGACGAAAGCGCGAUCGAUCCCGGUCAAACUCGGCCCUUGCCGGUGUGGCUAUGGCGGGCGUCCUCGCGAGUUCCAUCGGAGGUGGCUGGUCACCUGUUGGACGCGGUGAUGCCGACAGUCUGCGCUUCUCGCGCGAGCGUUCUAAGAGCGAUCUCUCGAAGGAAAUGCCGCUGGAGAUCCAUCCGGCGACGAAGAAGGAUGACCAUGUCGUUGUGGAAGACAACCCCGUCGAGGUAGCCGGCGGCGCACCACCUAGCCAGGCAACGGAGACCACUCCGCAGUUUGGCUUUGGACCUUACGGCGGAGUGCCGAGUACGAAGGACACAGGCUCCAAACAACAUUCGGAAACUUGAACGCUCUUUGAAAUCGACCUGAUCCAAAAAAAUACACCCUCACUUCGAACCAGGCUCUGCUAGCGAACACUCGCCUCCCUAAGGGUUGUCGAUUGUCCCAUUAUAGCUUGUCCGGUCGAGUCGAGAAAACACACUCGACGCUGGAGGUUGCUGAGCGGGGUGUCAAGUUGAUCACGAGGCGGCAUUCGCUCUCUUGCCUCCAAACCUGAAGAGAAGCUACUGCUGUUUGUACAUGCUUUAGCACAAGCGUUGGCGUCGGCAGGAAGGUAUAGAACACCGCAUAUGGGUAUAGGAAGGGGUUUUGAUACCUUUGGGCAGGGCGGCGUUACUCGAUGGAACAUGGUGCUUCGUAAGCGAACAGAGAGGAUAUGUAGAGCUCGACAAGCUGUGGCCUAACUUUGACAUUCCCUUCCUUUUGCAACCCGCAACC
Molecule: messenger RNA, 4615 nt
Organism: Baudoinia panamericana UAMH 10762
Lineage: Eukaryota; Fungi; Ascomycota; Dothideomycetes; Mycosphaerellales; Teratosphaeriaceae
Exons: 2
Coding region: 1-4185 (1394 amino acids)
Biological process (GO): calcium ion transmembrane transport; intracellular calcium ion homeostasis
Cellular component (GO): membrane; intracellular membrane-bounded organelle
Molecular function (GO): ATP hydrolysis activity; ATP binding; P-type calcium transporter activity
Source: RefSeq, a predicted model, not a curated record